Molecule: messenger RNA, 8990 nt
Organism: Pocillopora meandrina
Lineage: Eukaryota; Metazoa; Cnidaria; Anthozoa; Scleractinia; Pocilloporidae
Source: the annotation of a GenBank genome assembly
GCAGAUGUCAAAUCUCAGGGGAGUGGUUGGCCAGAAGCAUUUCAGUUGAUUCAACCGUCCGGUAGUGUGCCAAACUCGCCACACAUAUUCUGGUGGCUCACUCUUGUGGUUUACACAUUGGAGAACCAUGACCACUGCCACAGAAAAUGCGGUCCCACGAAAAAUUAGAGGGGAGCGAUCGCUCAUUGAAGCACUGGCUGAAUACCCAGGCGAGCUCGUAAAAACGGAUUCUCCGAACUUUGUUUGUAGCGUGUUGCCAUCGCACUGGAGAUGUAAUAAGACGCUACCGGUUGCAUUCAAGGUUGUUGCACUCGGUGAUAUUCCCGAUGGAGUUCUCGUCUCGAUCGCUGCAGGCAAUGACGAGAACUUCUCGGCCGAACUCCGAAACGCGACUGCCGUCAUGAAAAAUCAAGUCGCGCGCUUCAACGAUCUAAGAUUCGUAGGACGUAGCGGAAGAGGUAAGAUACGUGCCAACCAGUUCGCAUUGACGCGUAUUGUAAAGACUGACUCACUUACUGCAUUCAGUAUGGAAUCAGCCAUCUGGAAAACGACAUGCACUCAUGAAAACAUGUCAUAUGUUAUAUGGGACUUGCACAUUGGUUGUCAAUUUCAAAUGUCUGUUUGUGAAAGGCUUGAAUGGGUUUAGCAUGUAGUAAGUUGAAUAUUUUUUGCCCGGUUUGUUUACAUCCAGUUUAUUUUAUUUUUGCUUUUUUUUCCACCUGUGCUCAGGUAAAACGUUCACAUUGACAAUAACGGUGAAGACAGAUCCACCUCAAGUCGCCACAUAUUGCAGAGCUAUUAAAGUCACCGUAGACGGACCGCGGGAACCGCGUAGUAAGUCCUCACAAAAUCUUUCCUCAUUUUUGGGUUGUUUGACAAACGUAUUUGUGGUUCACCCGAGCUCAUCGUAACCCAGAAGGUUUUGAAAUUUUUAAUAAGCUUAGUGUCUCCAUAUUUUUUCAUUCAUUCCUUUGAUUUUUAUUUUUUUUUCCUCUUUAAAAUUUUUGGAUAAAAAAAAUUCUUCUAAGUGAAAAGAAAAAAAUUUCGUGUAUUUUCAAAGAAUUUAAAACUCUGAUUCCGACGUUGAUUUGAUUUUGAAAAUUGAUGUACAAUCAGAGAUAAACAUCUUCUCCGAUGGGCAAAUUCAUAAUUCCUUGUAGCUUUUAAUAUCUCGAGGUAUUCGCGGCCACAACAAGGCCAUUCCGAAACAUACAAGUCUGUAGUGUUUUUGCCGCAGUGGCCUGACUUUGUCGAUACUGUUGAAACCUAAAACAGAUAAAAAAUUUGCGGGUUCAUUUUGAAACGGGUGCUGCUAUGUUGUUUAGAUUCAUGAAUGCUGGCCGCCUUACCGCAAAUAAACAUACGCUGUGUUUAGAUAAAUACAGCCAUCCCGUUGUCUCAUUCUAUGCCGAAGCCACGCGUAGCGGGGACAAGUGAUUCAAGCGAUACGCGGGAACAUGAUUAAUGUUUAAUUUGCAAUUAAUGAUUCAUAAAACGGGCGAAACCCAUUGGUUGCUGCGUUAAUUGAAUUUAUUAUCGUAUGUUUUGAAGAAUCCAUACAAUACAGAUGCAGGUGGCAGGGCAGGUGGCAAAUAGGUUGUAAUGCCAUUUCACCUGUCUUCGCGAGGCUUUUAGAAAUGCAUUUGUUAAUUUAAUAGCAUUUCUCUUUCGUCUUAAUCAGGCUAAUAAAUCAGAUAAAACAUACUCCGAAAUUGGAUGUCUUAGAGACAAAGAGCAAGGCAAGACUAGAAAUUGAAAGCAAACAAUCAAGUGUACUUUUGGUGCAGUUCAGCUAAGGGUUUCAGCAAACAGAAUUAUGUAGUCAAAUAAAUAGAGUUUAUUUUUAAUUUCUGGAAAGAAACAUAUGUUGAAGUAAAAAUUGACUAAUUAGUUUUUAGUUUUGAGUUUUAUCUGAUCCUGCCCUAUGAAGAAAGUUCAAUUUUACUUUUGGUUUUCCUUUUUAAUUGAAUUAGGACAGUAAUUGAUUUACUUCUUCUGUGUAUUUAUUUCUGAUUUUUUUACUGGGUGAAAGGCAAUAAUACUACAUUUCUUGGCUAGGCCUCAAAAUGGGAUUUUUAGCUGAUCUGCUUUUAAUUGUCAUUAUUGAUAGUUAAGAAAAAAAUAGAACAUAAUUUCAUCCAAAACCAAAAUCCCUUAGUGUGACUUUCAGCUCUUCAUGAGUCAAUUAAAAUUUCCUUCCAAAACUUGUCCAGAUUUUUGUGGAAAUGAACCAAAACCCUACCAGCGUCAACAAAAUCUAUAUUUUAUGGUGGCAAGGUCAAAAUGAAACUUUUAACUUGAAACCACCAAAAUCAUAUAGAUGUCCAAAAAUCAAAAUUCAUGGUUUUGGUUCGAGAUAAACAAAAGAAGUAAUUUGAAACUAGACCAUAGCUAUGCAUAUAAGCCUACUAGAAAAUGACAGAUUCAUUAUUGAUUAUGAAGAUUUUUGUCACUGUUGGGUAUUGUGUCAUUUUAAUAUUUUAUGACAAACACAGAAGCCCCUUUGGACAAAAAUAUUUCAAUUAAAAGCCAGAUGUUCAGGGAAUUCAAUAUGUCUUUUGACAAAAAAAAAUAUUAUUUACAUCCAUAAAGAAGGGAGUUUGUGAAGCUCAAAGAAGGAUAAAUCCUUUCUAAAAUCAAUCAAGUCAUUAAAUAAUUUUUUUGGGCAAAUCUUAUUAGAUCAAUUUUUUCCAAACAUAUUGAAGUUGCUCGCCAAAACUGGCCUCAAUGUGGUUUCUUUUGGUAAGGUUUAAGUGAAAUAUAAGAAGUUUGUUUGGUAAUAACCACAUAUAUAGUCAUUGUAUUGAAUCUUUUGGAGUCCCAAUUUUGCCUCACCAUCAUAGAAGUUCACCCUCAAACCACAAAAUAGCAAUUAUUCUGUCAGAGAGAUCAAGCUUGGAGAAUUCUCUUAUAACUCUCUAUUUAAAAAAAAAUCAUGAACUUUGUCUCCCAAGCAAUAAACCUACUUCACCAAGCAAUACAUUUUUUACCAAAAGUAACCUCAAAUUUUAUAUUUUAUAUUUUAAAUUCACUAAAAUUUUAAAACCAUUAAAUUUCGCGAAGAAACCAACAUCAAGCAACUCUUAUCGCAAGAUUUCUCCGUCUUUACAAAGACUUAAACAUUUUUCCCAAAUGAUGAACAUGCGACUCUCCUUCAUUUGCAUCCACAUAAUUUUUAUUUCUCAUUAGCAUCUGAUGUAAGCGUGGGUAGUCAGCGAUAAAGGACUCACUUCAAAGCACGACCUUUCUAAAACCAAAUUUUCUCUUUCUCUUAUCUUUCCUAUUAAAUCCACCGUCUUUGGCAUAAAAUCAUUUGGCCUACUUGUUAAAUGGCUUGCAAUAGAAUAAUUGGCCAUAAGUUUUGUGUGAUAUUAUGUAAUUUUCUUAAACCGGAAAAUCCACAAAUUGUCGAGAAACCUUUUCAGUCUCAGCAAAACUCGGUGAAUAGCAUAAAAUCAUAUGAUUUAAGGUCUCUGAUGUAAGAAGUAUCCAUCAUUUACUCUAAAUUCCAAAGGAAAAAGUUAGAAAAAAAUCAAAAUAACAAGAUUCAACGAGCAGCUUGUCGGACCUUUAAAGCAGGAAAAUUCAAACAUUGAUUUAAAAGCAAAUGAUAAUGAUAUAGCUGAUAGAAGAUCUGAACAUUUAAUUCUGAUAUUUCAAAACGUAAACUGAUGUAUAAAAAUCUUCUCGCUUCUUCUUCAUGGCGACGUAAAUUAUCAAGAUCGAGCUUGAAUUUAUCGCAAAGACGAUUACAGAUCUUCUGCUGUGUACCUCAUGCAAUGUUAUAAUUCGAAGCUAGUGGAUUCUCAGCUGAACUGGGUUCUCCGAUACCGCAGUUUUAAUGUAAUUAAUAGUCGUACAAAGAGUCCCCGAACUUGGCCUGUUGAUAAUUCUUUUAGCGUCCAACUGUUCACACUAGGAGAGAAACGAACUUGUGGAUUUUUCCAAGAGAGAACCACGCUGCUACUUAGGCUUCAUUUUGUCGAAAUUGAUGAAAAAAAAGAGCUGUUCAAACCUGUGGUUGAACAUCGUGCCUUUCCCUGCUACAUUUCCAAUUUUUUCACUGAUUUUUUAACCCAGAAUUUCAUGGCAAAAAGGAACUAUCGAUCGUGACUGAUUCAAAUUCUCAAUUAAGCGAGCAAUAUCCAGCGCUUUGCAAACAUUCCUUGAUUUUAUACGUAGAUUGUCGACAAAGUUUUCAGCUCUUCAGCGUUUUUUGUACACGACGCAUUUGCCUGCAGCAUUUUAUAAAUGGUAAAUUUCCGUAUAAGUUCUUCUGAUAACCCCUUUCUUUUCCAAAAGCUAUAAAUAACCGUACUUCGAAAACUUAGCUUUUUUAAUCUUCUAAAGACGUUUAUAUCCUCUCAGCCAAAUGAAGCAAUGUUAGGGAUUUAGGAUCGCGGUCAUAUUCAAAUUCUGUCGCAAGGAUAGUUAUUGAGCGAAUGAGGGCAACCUAAUAGCCUUUUUUAUUCAUUGCUUCCUUCAUGAAGGGGAGAAAUCGCGGCUAGUAUUUAUAAAACGAGCGCUAGUUCUUGUGUUAAGGGUGAAAUUGUUCGAAUAUUCUAAAUACAGUUCGUUCUUUCCAGUUUAAAUUUCCCUCAAUUUACUUGCUAACGGUUGCAAAUACAAGAUGGCACUCGACGUGAAUUUAAUAACAAAUCUUACCCUAGUCCCAAUUCAGUACCGAGUCAUGAUUAAGGAAUAAUAACACGUGGGAAUCCUUGAUACGAUUUAUUUCGACUUCUGUGAAUAGAAAGAUGCCUCUUGGCAUAUUUCCCAAAUGGGAGCUUUUUACACGCAUCCAAAGUUACAACAACUUGGGCUGGCGUCAAGUUGCUCUCAUGACAGGAAAUUCAUUUUUCUUUGAUAGGACACAGAACCCGUUCAGACGAGAGAGACCAAGCAGGCUACGACCAAUUUCAUUUUUCAGAUCGUCUCUCAGAGUUGGGAUUUGAGGGCCUCCGUCGCUCUAUUAGAGACAACAGCUUCGGCCCGUUUACAGAGCUUCACCCAGGUCCUUUGCAACCCGUCAAAUUACCCCCGGACGGUACAUCAGCCUUCAGCGCGCUCGCUCCCGGUAAGUAGAGCUAUGUGUUAAAACCUUCAUUUACUUUGUAAGAAGCUUUGAAAAAAAGGCCAUUUUUGGAGUUUUCUGGUUUUUCCGUCUGCUAUCAGCUUUAGAGGAAUGUAGCGAAAGGGUGGAGGAAAUGGUUAGACAAGGAACAUUUAAAAUCUGGUUUCCGGAACCGCUUCGUCAUAAGCACAGCACUGUUUUUGUUUAGUUGAAAUCGCGAGAGACAAGACUGCAAUUUUUCGUUUUUUCCCAACUCUUUUUCGUACAGGCACGGUUAAUAAGCUGAUAUCGUUUACUUUUGUUUAAAAUCCAAGGCCAUCUUUACUUAGCAAUUUUCCUAAUACUGGUCACCCAGCCAUCUAGGUUUUUUUCACGAUAGUUCUUUUAAAGAAAUGGUUGAAACUCUUAUUUGACGUCGGCUGACUUGCCUAAUGCAACUCGUACAAAACGGAAACAUUAACGCCCUUUUUUCCCGUCUAGACAACGAAAAACUCUCCUCAAGAUCACACCUUUCCACAGUGUUAAAUUUUUUUCUAAUUUCCUUUUAGGAAACCGAUAAUUAAACUAACACUCUCUACUGGUGUUUUCCAAUAGACUAGUGAUACAACUGCUGAGGAGAACGAAAGCAUUGAUACCAACGUCUCAAUAAUCAUUUGUAAAAACGGAAUCUUUAAGGCUGUUGCAUGGUUGAAUCUUAGACCCUUUGUAAAGAUAGUGUCAUCAAGUGAACAAUGUGCAAAAUCGGGUACUCGGUCAAUAUUUACUUGACGGACUUAGUUUGCGUUCAUAAGUGUCGCGAUGGACUCCUCAUUGCGUUCGCAAGACAUUACCAUCUAAGUGAUCUUAAAUCAGGAUUAAGAAUGUUCCCCUUUUCAGUCGUAAGAUUCGGCUGCCUACAAGUCUUCAUUUUAAACAAUGAGGCUUCGAUAGUGUCCUAAAAAUAUCCAAGGAGACUUAAAUCAAAGAUUUCAAUCAAAACCAAAUGUGGCUUUUUGUAAUUCAAAUGUUCUGGAAUUGAAACAGUGCCACAAUGAAUCGGAAAUAGGAAAUGGCGCCAGCCGACGAUCUUUAAUGGAUAUCUUGAGCUGCCAAGGAAAGCUUUUUACUUUUUUUUUCUGUCGUAGUUCCUUUUUACCUUGAAAAUGUUGUUUCAAAACUUAGGAGAGAUCUACGUGCCCUCGAUAACGUGCGGUAAACCAGUUUUGUUACAUUUAAUUGGAGUUGACUUAGCAAACUAAUUGUUUUUGGUUACCUCUUAUUAUGUGGUUUGUAUCCACUAGAUUCAAUGAUUAUGGGAAAGCUCGAUAUCGAUGAUCUUGGAGUAUUCUUUAUCUAAAGAUGCCAUAACAAAAGAAUUUAUCUCUUUUAAAACCGGAAAAAGCUCUACGUAUCGAUGUUUUAUUCGAGUGCGCGCGGAUAGCAUUGUUCGAUGUUGUGAACAAAGAAGGAAUUCAGCUCUUUGCUAAUUCCUAAGCUUUACUUCCAUAUUUCGUUAUCAAAAUAACCUCUGGAGGCUCUCUUUAGUAUCAUUAGAAACCUGUGGGGAGUUCGCUGUGCUAUUCAAAACAAGUGCAAUAUGUUUUGUUUCUUUUAUUUACAGAUAGCAAUCAAAUCCGUUCACCGUCCACGUGGGGUUUCCACGCUGGCUUUCCGGGAUUUUUAGGCCCAAAUUUGCCGCCUCACGCUCCACCAGAUGCUCAAGUAAACUUAACGGCAUUAAACCCACUCUCAGCGCCUAGACCUCAAGUGAACUUGCAGAAUUCGAGUGGUAAUGUACCCAUGCUUCCUCAUUACUCCGAACCAAGAUUUCAAGGCAUAGCACAGUUUCCAUUUCGUUCAUCGCCGCAAGCUACAACGAACACGACUCUGACAACAGUAUCAGACGGUAUCGGCGGAGGCAUGAAUCAAGUGUGCCCGGCACCGCCCAUGGAUCCUGCUCACAGCAUGUUCUCUUCACAAUGCCAGCAGCUGAACACGUCUCCUGGAACGAAUUCCGUUGUUAACAACUCUAUGUUGAACAACAAUAGUUUGCCCAAUGGCAUGGUGAACAAUGGAUACACCUUUCGUCCACAACCAUUCAUGCAACAAACAGCAAUGACUAAGGUAAACAUGCCAAUAACUCAAACUACAUCAGUGGGAGCUAUCACGCAGGCGAACACCACUGCGGGGGUGACAUUCCCCCUGUCGAGACCUGGUGUGAUGCCCCUUGUGGGACAAAGCAUGGGGGUAGGAAGCCCCGCUGUUACACAGAGGAUACCGCUACCUCUUGGAAACGUGGAUUUGAACAGCGUGGGUAGCUUUAACGGUCUGCCCAGAAGCGACGGGCACGGAAUGAUCUCGUUGAAGCAGGAGCCUAUUGAUAAUAUGUCAAAUCACGUUGUAAAUCACCACACAGGACUCGAGGUUUCACACGCGGACACGGUCCUUCACGAACGGAACGGUACCACAACGCCAAAGGGAGUGUGGAGACCUUAUUAGCGAGUAGGAGUUUGUAGGAAAAUUCUAGACAAUGGAAACCAUCCACUGGUAUUUAAAUUUAACUUAACAUACGCCAAGAUGUGCGUAAAUCUACAAAUUUUAAGGCGGAUUUUUAGGUCGAGAACCCCUUUGUUUUAAAACAUAGAUUUCGAUAUCAUAAGCCGUUGAACUUGACUCAUUUUGGACCGAAUUAGCCAUGUUUUUUUUUAACUUGCAAGUCAUUGCAUUUAGACUCCAAUCGCUCUUAAAAGUUUAAUGAAAAUAUAACACGGAGUUUGAUAGGCCCACAAAUUCAGAUCGUAGAAAGCAUCCGUGACAAAAUUGACAACGCACUCUUGUCCUUAAAAAUUAGGGUGCGGAUUUUAAUAUUCGCAAAUUUGUUUCGUUUUCUUCCGAUUUAUUUAUUUCUCACUUGCCUCCGGUGAAUAUGUGAAAACAUUUGAGGCAUAAUCCAUAAUGAAAUUAAAAUAUAAUUAACUAAGCGAGGAAGAGUACCAUAAUAUGGAAAGAGAGCUAAAGAAUAUAGUAUUGAUAUUUAUACACAAGUAUUAUUUGAAACCCUUCGGAAAUAAUAUGUUUGAAAUGAAAUAAGAUUUCAAGAAUUAUUCACAUGCUGCGCGUGAAUUGAUGAUUAAAUUGUUAGAAGCUACUGAUGCUGUACCUCAUUGUUAUUAGUAGUAUUAUUGUUUUAUCAUCAUCAUUAUUAACAUUAUUAUGACAUCUAUUAUAUGUGAAUUUCGUAUAACUGUACAACCAAUUUCCAUUUGACCGUAAAUUGGUGUUAUUUUUGUCCUUAAACGUUUAUUUUUUUUGGCAAAAUUGAUCUGUUUGUUGUUCGUACCACUGGACAGCUUCUUGGCCGUUUGUUCUAGAAUCGUGAAAACUACAUAAAUUCAACUUCAAUUAACGGACAAAGCAACGCACCCAAUAUUACUGUUUAUAUAUUUGCGUUGAAAUUUAGGCCGUUAACGAACUCAAUAAUGAAACAAACAGUAAAAAUUUAAAAAAAUAAAGACCUACUGAUAACUUAAGUCCCUAUAUUUCGUAUUUUAACCGCGAAUAAAUUAUUAAAUUAGGCGAGGUGACGCCAAUUUUUCAUCGUGUACUGAAAUAUAAAAACAAACUGUAGUAUCUAAUAAUUUUUUUAAAAAGUAUGUUCGAUUGCUAGUGGUAUUUAUUAAUUAUUGUUCUUGUGAAAGAAAGAUUAAUUGCAGUUAAGAUGCAGGAUUCUUAUUGUAGUGUUGAUAAUAGUGACAACAAUUAAUUGAGGCGGCCGCAGACACCGCAAUAACUUCGCAUCAUUAAGUUUGCGAUUAAAGAAUGACAACCAUAACAUUAGCAGUGAUCGUUGUUGUAAAAGUCAUGCAUAAGCACUUAUCUAUAAUCUUAGUGAAUUAAAUAAAACUGUUCGAGACCAUUUAAAGAAACAGAAUCUUGA